AUGUGUGUGGACGAUAUGGGAAAGACGCCGGAGGACGAUGGCCGUCUUCCGCCAGCUUCUACAGACACCCUGUGCGUGUGCGAGCCAAACGGAUGUGCACUGUGCGUUCGUGCGCCGCAACAUUGUAUUGUGGACAUGCCACUACACGUCUACAGGGAAGCCAUCCGGGAAGUGCGGUCCACGUCCCUUGCACCAGAGACGACGACGCCUCCAUAUGAAGAUGUCACCUGUGGUGGAGCCGUCCUCGACACAUUAUAA
Messenger RNA from Gryllus bimaculatus (two-spotted cricket), 258 nucleotides. The record is from the annotation of a GenBank genome assembly. Lineage: Eukaryota; Metazoa; Arthropoda; Insecta; Orthoptera; Gryllidae.